UCAUUGUGUGUUCACUGAAGUUCUGGAAAUAUUUGAAGCUCAAACAACGCCGGCUGGUGUGACAGGAAGUAAAUGCUAUAAGCUUACGUCCAUACUACAGCAAACAUUACUUGUUGAAGACAAAGGAGACAUGAGUUUGGCGGUGACAACCCAUAAAAUCAUUGUGACGUCAUCUGCAGUGCGUGUAUCUCACGUCACGUAAAAUGAUGUGGGCCUUUAUGGCCUUAAACCAUUCGGUUUAGGUCUGUGCUCAUUUCCCCAAAGGCACUAUGUCUUCAGCGUCUGCCAAUGAUAAACCUCGCAAAGGCCAGAACAGGGGUCGGGGAAAGAGGAAGAGGUCUCAGAACUCCAACAGAUCGAUGCGGAGGUUGGCGCUGGGAUGCAGUUCCAGCUCCAGCUGCAGUUCCAUCGCUAAUUCCCAAGUAAAAUCCCCUGGAGGGGACCAACCGACCCUCCAGACCCGACCGACCCUCUACGGUGGAACCCUGCGGAAAAUGCGGCGAUGCCCAGCCACACCGUCCAAGAUGGCUGGAAAGAGAUACUGUCUCGGUAGUCAGCCUGCUGAUCUGGCUCUGACACUGGCUGAAGUCCCUGCACACAAGCCCUACCUGGGAGACGAGACACCUGGUCCAUCAAAGAGGUUCGGCCUCUUCAUUAAGGAGGAGGAGCGGCCCACAAAGAGGAGGAAGUCUGGGAGGUCCCAGCGAUCGUGUGAUCAACCUGAAAGCACAAAGACCUCUGAUGCUGUCAGACCUGCCAAAGCCCCACGCAAAGCACGCUUGGAGCGGCUUUAUCAGAAGGGAUCAUUACUGGGGAAAGGUGGGUAUGGGUCUGUUUUCGCUGGAGUGCGAAAGUCUGAUGGAUUACCGGUGGCUAUUAAGUAUGUGUCCAAACUCCAUGCUGAGGAAGAGAUCAAACUUCCUGAGUUCGAGGGUCCUCUCCCCCUGGAGGUGGCCCUGAUGAAGCGCGUCUGCUCCGCUCCGGAGAGCCCUCACGUCCUCCACAUGCUGGACUGGUUCAACCUGCAGACCCAGUACGCCCUGGUGCUGGAGAGACCCGAGCCCUGCCAGGACCUCCUGGCCUUCUGCCUGGACGGCGGCGGCCGUGUCAGCGAGUCCCUGGCCCGACGGGUGGUGGCUCAGCUGGUCCGCGCCCUGCUCCACUGCACCGAGCGCGGCGUUCUCCACAGGGACGUGAAGCUGGAGAACAUCCUGAUUGGCACAGACACCCACGUCAUCAAGCUGUUUGAUUUCGGCUGCGGAGGCCCGUGGAAGAGCUCUGCCUACAAGGAGUUUGCAGGAACCUUGGAUUACACUCCUCCCGAAUGGUUUCUUCUGGGGAAAUAUCAUGCUGGUCCAGCCACGGUCUGGUCUAUAGGCGUGAGCCUCUACUGCAUGCUCUCUGGCUUCCUCCCCUUCAACAGCCCCAGGCACAUCAUUAAGGGGAGACUGAGGUUUGACACUGACCUGUCACAAGAGUGCCGUGACCUGAUCCGCUGGUGUUUGAGUCCGAAGGCGUCAGACCGUCCCACACUGGAGCAGAUCGAGCUCCACUCUUGGCUCCGGUAGAGGAGCCGUCCA
Molecule: messenger RNA, 1580 nt
Organism: Clupea harengus (Atlantic herring)
Lineage: Eukaryota; Metazoa; Chordata; Actinopteri; Clupeiformes; Clupeidae
Product: serine/threonine-protein kinase pim-3-like
Exons: 7
Coding region: 270-1568 (432 amino acids)
Biological process (GO): protein autophosphorylation; regulation of mitotic cell cycle; negative regulation of apoptotic process
Cellular component (GO): cytoplasm
Molecular function (GO): ATP binding; protein serine/threonine kinase activity
Source: RefSeq, a predicted model, not a curated record